This is a messenger RNA of Suillus discolor, 1183 nucleotides long. RefSeq lists its product as uncharacterized. The transcript is spliced from 14 exons. NCBI's taxonomy places the organism in Eukaryota, Fungi, Basidiomycota, Agaricomycetes, Boletales, Suillaceae. Bases 1 to 996 code for a protein of 331 amino acids. The record is from RefSeq and is a predicted model, not a curated record.
AUGUCUAGCAACGUUGUUGAGGAUUGUGGACCCAUCCUCCUCGGUGGCUUACUAGCCUUCGGCUUAUCGGGUUGUGUAAACAUGCAAUUCUUCGUGUAUUGGCGGCUGUACUCUUACGAGUCUUUGCGUGCCAAGUCUCUGGUCAUUGCGACUUGGCUGCUUGACUUGUGUCAUUCUGCAUUUGUGGCAAUCGCCCUGUGGGAUUCCAUCAUUAUGCCCUACAGUAAUAUGAAUGAAUCUGACAAUAUCCCUUGGUACGCAUGGUCUCAUUAUUCACUAUCAGCUGGAAAUUUAAUUUUUUUUGCAUACCGAAUCUACAGACUACAAAAGAAGAGACUUGCUGUAGCGGUCCCAAUUGUGAGUUCAUGUUCAAGUGUUUUUUACUUGAUGAUUGAUGGCCAACUUUGUAUUACCAAAUAUAUCGAUUGGAUAUUUCUGCAGUGGAUUUUUACCGUGGGCCUUUCACUUUCAGUGUUCGUGGAUAUCAUGAUCGCAGCAUUCAUGUGCUAUUUCCUUCGCAAAAAUCGUACAGUGGUUACAAGCACCAUACGUAUCGUCGACACCCUGACACUCUGGACGAUUCGCAAUGGAUCAAUGACAAGUGCUGCUGCCAUCGCAUCAUUGAUCUGCUGGUUGGUUAUGCCUGGCAACCUCAUAUUCCUGGGUCUUCACUUCGUUGUAGCGAAAUUAUAUGCAAACUCGCUUUUAGCCACCCUUAAUGCCAGGCAGCAUAUAAGAAAUGGAAAGCAAUAUGAUCCUUCGAGCGAUCAUCCAUUGCCGAUUGUCUUUUCGGAGGACUGGGAAAAUACAACUGAGACUUUGCGCUCGCAACACGGAUUUCCCGUAAUGCAGCUUAAUUCUUACAUUCCGAGGGCUCAAAAUGAAAAACGGGGGAAAACAAUCCAAGUAAAUGUUGAACGGGUCGUGGAGUCCAAGCCCGAAAAUGUUGCGCUGGCCCAACCGACAGAAAGCUGCACAGAAGGAAGUACAGUCUAAUACGUUGAUAUUCUACAUUUUGAGAUUUGGCUAUGCUGAUCAUAUCAUACACAACACUUCUUUUGAUUGUGAACACGUUAUUGUUGAUAUAUUCAAAACUCUACUCUUUUUUUGCGGCUUUUGUGAAUCCUUGGUAUUUAUAGUCCCUAUUUUUGAGUAUGUACUUACUUAGCCUCUUGAUGCCAAC